CCAACACGUAGCAUUUCACAUUUCAGAGUGUUCCCACAAGCAAAAACGUUUAAGGCCAUUGUUCCACUCUCAACUGUCUCUCAUAUAAAUGCGUAGCAACCUUUUGCGCCCUACUUUGAACAUAUCCCAUCGUAGCCUCGCUUUUCUGCACCUGCCCUCACCCAAAUCUUUCCCCGCGAACCUUCCGAUUUCCUCUUCCGUCAUGGCCUACCGCCCCAACUACCAAGGCGGCGGCCGCAGGGGAGGAUCCUCCGCCGCCGGUCGAGGAGGCGGCCGUCGUGGAGGUGGUGGAGGACGUGGCGGACGCGGCGAGCAAAGGUGGUGGGACCCUGUUUGGCGCGCCGAGCGCCUCAGACAACAACAAGCCGAGAAGGAGGUGCUAGAUGAGAAUGAGUGGUUGGAUAAGAUAGAAAAGAUGAAACGAGGAGGGGAGCAGGAGAUGGUGAUUAAGCGUAACUUUAGUAUUGCAGAUCAGAAAACCCUAGCUGAUAUGGCCUAUCAGCAUGAACUCUACUUCCAUGCUUACAGUAAAGGGAAGAUUCUCGUUGUUAGCAAAGUUCCAUUGCCUGAUUAUCGUGCAGAUCUUGAUGAUCGUCAUGGAUCAACACAGAAAGAGAUUAGAAUGUCCACUGACAUUGAGAGGAAAGUAGGAAACCUUUUGAAUAGUUCACAUUCAAUGGGGGCAGCGCCAUCUAGUCUGCAUUCUGUGUCAGCUGACCUUGGACAUAAACAAUCUGCAAUCACAAUAAAAACCGUUUCUUCACAACAUACUGAUUCUUUUAAGGAGAAACUUAGUGUUGCGCUCAAAGAAAAGCAAGAACUUGCACAGGCAAGUGAUAGCUUGAAGGAAAUGAAAUCAUUUAGGGAGAUGCUUCCUGCAUUUAAAAUGAAGUCUGAGUUUCUAAAAGCCGUUCAAGAAAAUCAGGUAUUAGUAGUUUCAGGAGAGACAGGUUGUGGUAAAACAACACAGUUGCCACAAUUCAUUCUGGAAGAAGAAAUAUCGUGUUUGCGUGGAGCUGAUUGCAACAUAAUUUGCACUCAGCCUCGUCGGGUAUCUGCUAUUUCUGUCGCAACUCGAAUAUCUUCUGAGAGAGGUGAGAGUAUUGGGGAAACAAUUGGAUAUCAAAUCCGUCUUGAAUCAAAACGUUCUGCAGAUACACGCCUGCUUUUCUGCACCACUGGUGUUUUACUUAGGCAGUUGGUACAAGACCCAGACUUGAAAGGUGUUAGUCAUUUGCUGGUGGAUGAAAUUCAUGAAAGAGGCAUGAAUGAAGACUUUUUAAUUAUAAUUUUACGUGACCUUCUUCCACGACGUCCAGAUUUGCGUCUCAUUUUGAUGAGUGCCACUAUUAAUGCUGAUUUGUUCUCUAAAUACUUUGCAAAUGCCCCAACAAUACACAUACCGGGAUUUACUUAUCCUGUGGCAGAGUACUUCUUAGAAGAUGUGUUGGAGAAAUCUCGAUACAGCAUCAAGUCAGAUUUUGACAAUUAUGAGGGGAAUUCAAGGAGGAGAAGCAAACAACAGGAUUCAAAGAAGGAUCCCUUGACUGAAAUGUUUGAGGAUAUAGAUGUUGAUACUAAUUACAAAAAUUACAGCUUGGGUGUAAGAAAAUCUCUUGAAGCUUGGUCGGGUGUGCAGAUUGAUUUGGGAUUGGUACGUGUUUUCACUUUAUUUUGUCAGAUCAAUCUGUGUUUUAUGAAUUUAAUUUAUCAGCUGUUGGCUAAAUCUCUUUCAUUUUUCUCUUUUAGUGUUAGAAACUAUGUGUGAAUUUAUCUGGUCAAGAGGUAUCAGAUGUUUGAAUUUUUUUGCUGCAGAUGGUGUAAAAGUCUUUUGAAACAAUAAGUGGUUGGGAGAACUGUGUUGUAUGCUUCAUCUUAUAUAUACAACGAGUUCAUCUUAUGUGUAAUUAUUUCAACAAUUGUGUUGUAUCAGCUUGGAUGACUAACUUUAGGGAUAAUUUACAGCUAUAAAC
This is a messenger RNA of Vigna umbellata (rice bean), 1973 nucleotides long. The record is from RefSeq and is a predicted model, not a curated record. Lineage: Eukaryota; Viridiplantae; Streptophyta; Magnoliopsida; Fabales; Fabaceae.